ACAAUUUUUGUUUCUGAAAUGUGAUGUUAUUAGAGUUGAAUGUUUUGAGUUUUGAUUUGUCAGGCACAUUUGUUGUUGCGUUUGUACCUUGAUUGUAGUUAUUGUAACGUUUUACAGUUUAUUUAUUGUUCGAAGAGCUCCAACUGUUAUGAGGAUUUCAUAAUGAUCUGAGAGCUACCCUCACGACACAACCGGCAUAGUUGACGAGGUGGUUUCUCUCAAAAUCAUAGAAUCUCGAGAAUUAUUUACCGUGUGCCUAUGCUGGAAAACAUGAGCUCAAUACAGCAACCUAGUCGAUUUAUUCCUUUCACCAACAGCGCUCAACGAGCACAGCUUCUUCCUAAUCAAGUAGGUUUCUCUCACAGUCAGAGCGGCAGCGAAACGGACGUGUCGACAUCGAACGAGAACCUGAGCAGCGAGGAGCGCUACGUGAUACAGCACACGGCCCGCCAGGAGCCCCAGGGGCAGGAGACGCAGGGCCAGGAGAAUGUCAGCUCCAAUCGCAGCAGCCUGGACGUCUCGUCGUCCUCGUACAACACGCUCAUCAUUCACGGCGCGGGGGACGAGCCCUGGACGGGACGGUUGUCUGGUCUGCGAGAUCACACAGACAAUCUGAACAACUCCCUGUCUGGCUAUGGCGGGUCUCCUGUGUCUGACAUCACGAAGAAUAAGAUGGGUUCCCAUUCCCCAUCUCCGUCGCUGGCAGGAAGCAAAGAUGGGAAUUCCAAUCGCACAAGUCUGGAAAAUGCUCCAUCCGGUCGCCUCUUUGACCCUAGUGUCCGCGAGAUCACAGAUAUUCCUGAUGACUACCUCAGCCAGUCACAGGUUCUGAAGCACUUAGCCAAAGAAGUGAAGGUUGUUCCGAACGGAGGGAAUGGUGGGAGUUCGGGCACCUUGCUGGAGGACGACGAAGAAUCGAACACCAGCAUGCGGCCGGCCAUUCGCUUCGUCAGUCGCAAGUCUCGCACCAAGGACAAGAACUACGGCGUCAGCAAGCUGCCGGACUACCCCAAGUGGCUGGACAUCCCCCUGUCGCAGCUGUCGGAGGGGCUGGUGGAGAAGCUGGGGCUGUCCCGGUCGCAGCCCGACCUGUCUCGCCUGGGCUCGACCAGGCCCGUCAUCAGCGUGCUUCUCCCGAGGCCAAAGACCAGCGGCCGUGAGAAAAAAAAAUCACGACCCACAGACGAUGUGUGGCCACCAGCGGAGAUGGUGGAAAUACUCAUUCAGGAGAACAGUUCACUAAAGCUAGAGCUCGAAGCCUGUUACCAGAAGGUGGCAAAGUCACAAAAGCUGGAGCAGGAGGUGGCCAGCGUCCACCGCGCGCACGAGGAGCUGGUGCAGGCGUCGGAGCGGCGCGAGCGGCUGGAGCGCGCGGCGCGGGCGCGGCUGCAGGCGGAGGCCCGCCGCCUGCAGGAGGCCGGCCGAGCGCUCAGGGACCAGCUGGAGCUGCAGCAGCGCGACCCCGCCGACCCCUCCGGCAGGCGCGAGGCCAUCAUCGCCCGGCUCAUCUCACAGAACAAGGAACUGGUGGCGGCAAAGGAGCGACAGGAGAUAGAGCUGGCCGCUCAGCGGGCGACGCUGCAGGAGCAGCGGACGCACAUAGACAUCCUGGACACUGCGCUCACCAAUGCCCAGGGCAACGUGGUGCGGCUCGAGGAAGAAUGCCGCAAGAAGCAGGUGUACGUGGAGCGGGCGGGCCAGCUGCAGCGGGCGCUGGCGUCGCUGCAGCAGGCCGGCGAGCGGCGGGAGCAGACGGAGCGCAGCCUGCGCCUGCAGCUGGAGCGGGAGCUGCGCGAGGAGCGGGCCCGCGAGGGGAACCCCGGCGAGCCCCCGGCCGCCGAGCUCAAGCGCAAGCUGCGCGAGCGCGAGGAGCAGAUCAUGCGGCUGGAGGGGGAGGCGGCCCGCUGGGAGCAGCGCUACCUGGAGGAGAGCGCCCUGCGCCAGGCCGCCAUCGACGCCGCCAGCAUCCCCAAGGAUGCUAAGAUCGCAGCCUUGGAGAAGACGAGCCAAGAGACGGAGAAACUCAUCGCCGAGGCUCGUUCCGAGAAGAUCCGGCACAUGGACGAAGUACACGCGGCUCAGAAGAAACUAACCGACUUGGAGUCCAAAACCAAAGACUUGGAGUCGAAGCUGGCGGAAAAGGACGCCAUGAUUCGUGUCCUGCAGAGGCACGCGUACGAGAAGGACGUGACCACCUCCUCGUCGUUCCCGAGCAUGCUAGGUCGCUCGCCCCACCACACACCUCACCCUAGCCUGCACGGCAACUCCGACCUGGGAACGGUUCUGGGGACGUCUGUGUCACGAGAAGAGCUGGACCCGGUGUCGACGACGAGCGUGUUCUCGACGGCGAGCAGCGGCAGCACGGGCAUCAGCUCGUACGCGGGGUCUGACUCGCCCUCCGCCGGCAAGCUGGGCUCGUACCGCGCCGGCUACGGCUCCCCCUCUCCCCCCCGGCCCAAGUACGGCUCCGUCGCCGCGGACAACAGCUUCGACGACACGCAGCGGUCGCUGGACGACCAGCUCAAGGAGCUCGACUCGCAGCUCGACUCGCAGCUGCUCAGCAAGCGCGGUCUUUGCUGUUUUCCAGGAUUCUCUAAUACAGGCACUGCGCCGAGAAAAGGAAAAAUACCCAAGCCACUACUGGCGAGUGUAGGGGUGGGGGAACGUCUGUUCGAGACAGGGUGGCUAGUGCCCACCCGCUACGAGCAAGGCAGACCGGAGGAGAUAAUGCUCCUCGAGAAACAAGGUCGUAGUUCCCAGCAGCAGCGCAUGCCCGAGUCAUGCGGCGGGGCGAGGAGUCGCUCGGGCAGCUUGCCGCCGGCCCCGAGCUCGCUGCCUCGCCCCCGUAGGGCCACCAGGCCGCCGGCCCGUCGCCUGGGCGAGUACGGCCGGCUCAGCGACGGAGAGGGGCGCAAGACGCCCUCGGUGCCGGAGCCCGAGGCCAGGGGGCGGUCCAACAUUCCCGCCCCGCGCAGGCUGGGCGAGUACGGCCGGCUCAGCGACGGCUCGCUCAGGAAGCCGGCGGGGAAUCUCCCCAACAACAAGGUGACCAGAGACUCUGCCACCAGCGCCAGUGAAGAUUCCUCUUCCCAGACAAAGUUGCGCCUGUUGCCUGCCCCGCGCAUACGCCGAGGCUCCUCCCUCACCCGGGACGCCAAGCCGGCCUCGACGGACAGCAGCGCGAGCGGCAAGUCCGUGGCCAGCACGGGCACCAAUAGGUACCGCAUUCAUUUCUGAAUGUUGUGGCGUAACGUAUGUUCACUAGCUGCUCCAGUUUUAAAACUACAGGUAGUCUUGCAUUUUCAUUCCGUAUUAUAUUAUCAAUAGGGACAAGAUUUUAUGGUCGGUUGCGAUAAAAUUUAAAUGUCACCUGAUGUACGUCACUGCAACACUAUCCGAUAUUCUUCAGCUCAGGGCAUUCUACAGUCAGACACUGAUUGAGCCUCCCAUUAUCAGAUUUUGCGAGGGAAUUAGGGCGUGUGUUUGUUUGUAAUGAUUUUUUGAAGUUUGGAAUGAUGGUUGCAACAUAUGAGAGAUUUUUUCAAGCAGUAAACCUUAUCUUUAUUUUUCUUUUCUACAAAAUAGCUAUUACAAAUUUUAUGAAAUGUUCUACUGUAUAGUAAUUUUUCUUUGGUAUUCCAGUUAAAACAAUUUUGACAUUCGAUAGUGGGACAAAAUCGCUAAUCCGGCUCGGCCAUGGUCCCGAAUGUGAGCCUUUUCUAUAAAAUAAGACCUCAAUACAGUGAACCUGCUUAUAAAAAACUGUCAAGACCCGGUGAAAAACUGUAUCAAAUCUCCUAGACAGACAUCGUUAUUACAUUUAUUCUAAUACAGUAUUUUUCUGACAAAAUUAUACUAUUUUGGCAAAACAAGUGUGAAAAUAUUAAUGAACCUUAUAUAAUAAUACUUGUUGAAAAACACUAUUUUUAAUUAGUGUAUCAAAAUAACACUAUAAAAUCUUGUCUCUUCAUUAGUGAGUGACACGUAACAAUUAUCUAACAUGUCGCUGAUAUUUUUUAAACUAAUGCCACCAAAAUAUAUAUUUUUUUUAAUACUGAGACAAAUUUUAAUAUUAGCUGAGCUGGUAAAGUUAUAAGUAUUCCAUUUGUAAUUUAUAUACACAGAACAAUUAAUUAGAAGUUAAUCUCACUUAUUUUUAGCACUUUAGUCAUAACUAUAGGAUGUUCAAUAUCUCUUUUCCAGCAAUUAAAAUUUUCCUGAUCUUCAAUGUGAAGCAUUCUAAGGGAUGAAAUUCUUACUUCUUUAAUCCUGUGGAUUUUUUUUAAUACAUCCAUUAAUCAUCAGAAACAAAAGUAUGCACUACCAGAUUUAUAUUCUCUUGGACAUUUUCAGUUCUGACUUAUUAAUUAAAAAAAAAAAAAAAAUCACAACAUUACUACAAACGUGAUACAAAUAUAAUUCUUAAUGCAAGAGAUUACUGGUCUUAGUUGUAAAGGACAUUGAAAAUGGUAAAUUAUGUUCAGCUACUAGCCAUAAAUGUAACUGAAAAUUUUAACCUGAGCAAAUUUGGGAUUGGUUUUGAAAUCAAAAUCUGUUACAAGGACAGGAAAGACCAUUUCCCUUUUUUACAAAGUUGAGAUCUGUUUUGUGCUUUUACUACAUACAGUGUUAUAGCAGUAGGAUCUUUUGAUUGUAUUUAAAAACUAAGCAAAUCACUCAAAGUAAAAUUAUGAUUUUUUGACAAGGUGUUACAUUUUGUAUUAUGUUCACAGAAUAUGAGUAUAGUGAGCAUAUGUUAAUAAUUUACUAUAGAUACACAUGUGAGUAUGUUGUUAAAGUGAAUGACACUUUGAAUUUAAUUGCUUUUGGUGUAAUUUUUUAUUAAUUAAGGGCAAAAAAAGUUAUUUUACUGUUGUUCACCAAGUUAAUUCUAUAGCUAGAGUUUGCCACUGUCAUUUUUUUCGCAGCAAGUAUCUCUUGAAAGUUCUGAACGUCUUUAAUAUUAUGGUAACUUUUAUAGCUUUACUAAUCAACGGCAGACUUUACAUACACAGGUUCUUUACUUUUUGUUCUUUGUUUAGUGUCCUAAUGAAUUAUAACCAUGUAUGUUUAAUUCUGGCACAGUUCUAUUGCCCUUCCAUUAGACAUCACUAGCAGUGUGUUGUGCCUUAAUAUAGUUGCGAUGUAAGCAUUGCAAAAACGUUUUGUUUUUUCAGGCAGUCAUCUCAUCUGUAGUUGAAUAGUUUGUUAUUAUUAACUGUGGCAAUUUUAUAACAAAUGGCCCUAUUUGUUACCUUGUGUGUAACGUAUGCUAUUUUUCUUCUAAAUCAUGAAUUUUUUUGCUACAAAAUUGUGCUUUUUUUUUAUAAUAAUCUCUGUCAGAUGAAUCUUGCUUUUCUUAGACUGAAUCUCAAAAACUGAUCCCCCAAAAUAUUGUACAAAUCAACUACCUAAAUAUUAUUUGCCAUAGGUGCCUUUUGAGAAGAUCUUCCUAUUGGUGCAUAGCCUUAAAUAAGACUGAUGAAAACUUUCAAACUUAGAACCAGAAAUGUUUUUUGCAGUUUUAUUUUUGUAUGAAUGUUAGUUUUAUAUGCGGUUGUUGUAUGGAGGAGACGUGCUUUCUGUGAGCUGGCUGUACCACAAUAUCUAGUCAGUGUGUAAUGUAAACCAUGAAGAGGCUGUUUUGCUGUAUAGCUAUUUUGUAUUAUGCAACUAACCAGGUUAUUGUUGAGUUGUAAGUGCUUGAGAUAUAGUUUCUUAGUGACAUGAAACAUGCUUACCAUGAAGGCUCAGUAAAUAAAUGUUUCUCCAAGUAA
Messenger RNA from Bacillus rossius redtenbacheri, 5777 nucleotides. Its product is annotated as angiomotin-like protein 1. NCBI's taxonomy places the organism in Eukaryota, Metazoa, Arthropoda, Insecta, Phasmatodea, Bacillidae. The transcript is spliced from 13 exons. Gene Ontology annotation, biological process: actin cytoskeleton organization; regulation of cell migration. Gene Ontology annotation, cellular component: bicellular tight junction; cytoplasmic vesicle; plasma membrane. Bases 259 to 3237 code for a protein of 992 amino acids. The record is from RefSeq and is a predicted model, not a curated record.